ACCAACUGACCAUGCGGCAGCAAGGAGUGCGUUGGUGCAGCCUGGUGGUCGUCGUCGUAGCCAUUGCCAUACGGCACGUGUCCCAGGGCAUCAGCUCCAGCGAUCGCAGCUUCCAGUGCCUGCAUACGCGCCUGAAAGGCCAGACCAACUGCUCGCCAUGCGCCCAGCUGUACGUGUUCAAUCGGAAGUCCGGCUACCGGCGCUGUGAGCACGUCAACGGGCAGUGCUACCCAUUCCGCAAAGUUUUUCCCACCGCCCGCCUAUGCGAGUCCAUCUGCCAGCCGUACAUCCGGCGGCCAACGCUGCACGAGGUGACCACCCUGCCACCGCUACCGAUCGUGGAGCCCUUCGCUGACAGCGAUGAGGAGUUCGAGUGAGGUUUCAUCAACAAAAAUAAACUGCUUUUAAUUCA
This is a messenger RNA of Drosophila erecta, 412 nucleotides long. RefSeq lists its product as uncharacterized. The record is from RefSeq and is a predicted model, not a curated record. NCBI's taxonomy places the organism in Eukaryota, Metazoa, Arthropoda, Insecta, Diptera, Drosophilidae. The coding region runs from base 12 to 377 and encodes 121 amino acids. The transcript has a single exon.